CACUCCUAGUACGGUAAUCUCAGCUACAGUCUCCCAGGAUCUGUUAACAUUAUCCAUUGUCACAGAGGUCCAGAGUGAGGAGACUGGCAAGUCUGACUUCUAUCUACAAUCAUAUGACAUGGCUUUGAUAGCCUCGCGACACAAGGAAGUCCGCCUGCUGGCCUUAAAGUAUGGCCAAGUGUAUUCUCUCAUAUCAUGCAUGAAGGCCACUAUACAACAGAUGUCUGAGGCAUGGGGAGACAUUCUCAUGGAGAUGGAUUCAAAACUUCUCAAGUUUGCUGAGGAAAAGAAGACAUUAGGGACUGGGACAGUGAGCAAUGACUUCAUGGAACUCCUUCUCUUUGGUACACCAAGUCCUGAACUCCAGGCCUUCCUGUUACAUGGAUUAACAGAAAAGGGUCUUAAAAAGCUGGAUCGAUCCAUUGAUUCCUCCUACCGUAAUAUCCAAAAGCUGGUGGUUACACAUCUACAGAAUGUCAGUCAGUCGCUGCUGUACCACCUCAGUGAGCUACGCGGCCUCUCUCUUUGGUACGACAAGUUUGGUGUUCUUGGACUCGACACAAACCUUCUUCAGGAGGCCAUCUUGUCUGCAGGCUCAUUCGUACUCAAAAUAAGUGAAUUACAACAGGUCAUUGAUGCGAGCAUGAAAAACUUCUCAGCUUUUAUCCGGUGGCUUUAUUCAGUGAUUGUGCGGCUCUCUGGAGAUAUUCUCACACCAGCGUUGAGCAAGAUGACGCAGUAUGACAUGAACUUUGUGGCUGAAUUCCUGAAGGAUAAUUUCGCACAGUUCUCAGAGGAAGAUGAAGAUGAAGACAAAGAUAUUCUUGACAAGAUGUCAACAUCUGAGGAUGCUGAAGCCAAUAAGCCCCAAAUUAAAUUAGAGAAGGUUGGCCAGUAUCUGAAGAAUGAAAACCUGCACUAUCCUCCUGAUACCUCCAGUAAUCCUUGGAAUCAGUGUGUCAAAACCAGCACACAUUUGAAAGAUAGUCCAUUGUUGUACCAAGUGGAGACAGAGAAAUCUUUAAUUCAGCUCAGGGAGAAGUUGGAAACCUGUAUAGAUUCUGCCUUAACCCAUCCUGCAAGUGUGAUCGGAAAAUUCUUGAUGUGUUCUCACAAAUUUCGCUUGUUUUCUGGGGUGAAAAGAGAUGAGCAGAAGCAACCUUUGGCCUUCGCAAUAAGCCAGUUUACUGUCUGUGAAUCUCAUCAGAUGUACACAGUGUUCACAUUUGAUCCAAAACCCGCCUCGACAUUUUUUGUCCUAAGGCAUCCAACAGACAGCCAAAAGGAGGGCUAUGUUGCUGAGGCUGUCUGUCUGUCUGUAGGUCAGCUGCGUCAGCCAGAACCAGACCCAAAUUCCUCUACAGACCACAGGAGACAAUGUAGCAGACACAAGAUUUUGGACCUGGCAUUGUAUGAUGGGAAGACGCUUUCUCUGUUGUUGCUAGAGGACACGGAGGAAAGUUUGCCUGUAUUAGCUCAACUCUCCUUGUCCGUCUUACAAGAUGAUAUGUUUCGGCCAAUCUCCCAACCAGAUGUCAGCGUUACUUCUUUGCCAGAGCUGCAGACUGUGGACUUGGGACCGUUGAUUGAACCACUGAGCUGGAAGGUUCUUGAAAAUAUGAAGGCCGUGUCCUUUGCAGUCAGCGGAACACGGAAAGUCGCUUGUGUGCUGUUUUCGUCACGUCGUCGCGUGCGUCUCUUUCUGAUGGACAUGGAGGAGGAGGAAGAAGAAGGGGAUGAGAGUCAGCUCGAAUCAGAGUCCAGUCACCUUGGCGACAGCAAACUGGAAGAGAAUCUGUGUCCUACCACAGAGGCAGAAGAGAGUACAGACGAAAACAAGGAAAACACCAGCACUGGCGAUUCUCUUACUCUAUCCACUAAUCCAUAAACACUGCCGUCAUUUAAAUAGUUUACUAUUCCAUUUCUGUAUUCCAACUUUUCUUUUAUGUUUUAUACAGGGGUAAUAGUAAAUGUACAUGCCACAGUUAUUGGACACUACUGUGUGUACCAAGAUUCUCCUGAAAAAUAUGUAAGCCUUGAGACUUCUCAUUUUCCAUUGCUUUUUUGUUGCCUUUCUAAUUUUUAAUUUCAUACAUAGGAACAUAGGAAAACAAAUUUUUCAGUCUGAUAAAAUAUCAUUAUGGUAAAAGUGUGAGUGGUGUAAUCGUGAGUUUUCCAGGUUAUACAUUGAGAAAACUGAGGACAGCCUAUGUUCUUUUAACAAACAUUACUGUCAUUGUGUAAGUUAGGUGUAUUCUCUGUGCAGAUGAUUAAAGAUCAAAAAU
Liolophura sinensis is the source of this 2285-nucleotide messenger RNA. RefSeq names its product anaphase-promoting complex subunit 4-like. Lineage: Eukaryota; Metazoa; Mollusca; Polyplacophora; Chitonida; Chitonidae. The record is from RefSeq and is a predicted model, not a curated record. Gene Ontology annotation, biological process: protein K11-linked ubiquitination; anaphase-promoting complex-dependent catabolic process. The transcript has 21 exons. Gene Ontology annotation, cellular component: anaphase-promoting complex; nuclear periphery. Bases 119 to 1888 code for a protein of 589 amino acids.